AAAAAAAAAACAACCACCCCACAUUAAAGCUCUGACAGAGACUUUCGGGUCCUUUGCUUUCGGUCAUCCACGCGUGUGUGGACCCCACGCUCGGUGAAGCCAUGCAGCGCGGCCGUGCUGCCUCUCCGGGGCUAUUGUCCCAGUCCUGAGGGGAACGCCGCUGCUCCGGCUCAGUGGUCUGGGAGGGCUGAGGUGGCAGAACCAAGACUGAGGAUGCACCAAGGGAGCCGAGGAGGAGACUCCUGAGCCACAGCCUGACUCACACAUCUAGCUGCUGUGCGCUGCCCUCCAUCAGGGGGGACUCUCUAGUAGGCCUGGAUCAUGAACAAUGAGUCUACCGUCUGGAAGAUCUUACCUGAAAACACCACUAUGAACCCAAUCUUCGUGAAGGAGUACAAAGAUGGCGAGAUGCUCAUCGCGAUCUUUUCCUUCUUGUUGGUAGCGACACUGCUCUUCACCUCUGUCCUAAGCGUCGCCUGCCGCGGCUGCUGUCGAGGAGGACAAUGCUUAUGCAGGACCAGCGACGACCCAGAAAAAUCUAACACCACCUGCAUGGAGGAGUCUCAGCCCACCCAGGAAAUCACCAUCAGGGUGGAUGAGUCAGAUUGCAUGUCCAUGACCAGCAUCCAUGACCAAGAAACAGAGCGAUUUUUGUCCACGGGCACCACAGGCCGCCGAGUCUCUUUCAAUGAGGCUGCACUCUUUGACCAUGGAAAGAAGACCCAGGAGAAGGGCCGCAGGUAUACGCUGACUGAGGGGGACUUUCACCACCUGAAGAACGCCCGGCUGACACACCUCCACAUUCCUCCACCCGCCCUCAAGAUAGUCACUAUCCACGAGUGCGACUCAGCUGAGAACACCAUCACCAUACCAACACACCCAGCCACAAAAUCAGCACUUUCUAUUUUCCAGCCAAUGAUGUGCCCUCUACCACAAACAGCACUGACCAGCCUGAGUGUCAAUCAAACCCUCCCUGGAGAUGCUCUGAACUCUGUGGUGGAGACCAGCUUCAGUGAGGCCACUAUUACUAUCAACACUAAAGAGCCAAGCUCCAGCUCUGUGGAGAUGAUGGGAGUUGGACUCCAUGGCAGAGGCAGCAGUUUAAAUGUUGAAGAAGGAGCAGCAGCAGGGAGCACAGUGCCUCCUGCUGGAAGCACUUCAGGAACCCAGGGGCCUGUGCUACAGUUCUUCACUAAACUGCGGCGCCAUGCUAGCCUGGAGGGAGCUAGUCCCUACUUCAAGAUCAAGAAGUGGAAGCUGGACAGCAGCCAGAGAGCCUCAAGUCUGGACACCAGAGGCUCUCCAAAGAGGAGGCAGUUCCAGCGCCAGCGAGCAGCCAGCGAGAGCAUGGACCAAGACGACAGCGACAUGCAUCACAUAGACCUCAUCCAGUACAUUGCUCGCACCCAGGAUGUUGCAUACCACCCCAGGCAGGCUUCCACGUGCCUCCUUUCAUCUCCUUCCACACCACCCCCCUCCCUCGGCAGGGUAGAGGUUGAGGUGAUGGUGGAGCCUAGUUGCGGUCAUGGUGGACCAGGGGUGACUGGCCUUUCCCCUGAUCCACAGGAUGAAGGAUUGUUGCUGGCUAGAAGGGAAGGCACUGACAUUAUGGACACAUCGGAUAGCCAGGAUCCCCAGUUACUUUACCGAGACAUCUGGACCCUUCGUGCAUCAUUAGAACAAUAUGCCGCCUCUGACCAAAGCAGCAACAAUGACAGGAACUCCAUCUGCAGCGAUGCUGACAGUGUGUGCUCGCUGGGCGGACGCACUGAAACAGACAAAGGAGGACUUCUCAGCUGCUUAUCCCAGGAUUUAGGGUAUGAAGCAGAAGGUGGAGAGGAUGAAAACGACUCUUUGAUGUUCAGAGAAGAAAGGGUGGGUAUGAGGGAGAUAAAAAAGAGGAAACAGGGCAGCACAGAAUCUGAGCGAGGGGGUAGCGAUGGAGAAACAGGAACUCGAAAGUUGCUGCAGAUGGACAGUGGCUACGCAUCCAUAGAGGCUCCAUCCCGUGGCCCAGAAGACCUGCGACUGUUUGGGGCCAGCAGCAAUGGCAGCAGCAGCCCCAAGGAUAGAACAGCUCACGAGAAACGCCACCACUUUACCAGUGCAGGGAGAAGUGGUACUAUCGGUGAGAGUUUUGAAUCUUAUCUCUUUGAGGAGGAGCCAGGAGAUGAGGUGUUGUUGGGUGCUAGUGGAGGUGUUUCAAGAGAAACAGGUGCUGGUUCAGUGAGUUGGUUCCCCUAUGGUCAGAUGUUCACGCCCCGAGAGGCUGUAGAGCCAUCUCCCCAACCACGGACCCUGCACCGACGAGACUACAGCAUUGAUGAAAAAACAGACGCCCUCUUCCAUCAGUUUCUCCGUCAUGACCCUCAGUUUGACCAGCAGGAGUCACCCGUCAAGAAACAUCGGUCUCGUAUCCAUCUCCGCAAACAGUGGCAGCGCCACAAGCAGUGGAGCGAUCCUGGUGUCAGACACUUCCAGACAUCUUUUGAGAGACAGCGUACCCCUCUACGAAGGGGUGAGAGUGUUAACUACCCAUUGGACACAAGCUACCAUAGCACGCUUCCACGCAUUGUCAGUGCACCUGACGAAGAGUCCAGCGACGGCGCUAGCAGUACGCCCGAAACUCCAAAAGUAGAACUCUCAGCUGCAAAGGAUGAAGGGACGCAGAUUGAGCAGGGUGUCCAAGGGAAGACUGAGGGGGACAGCACCACUGGUAGAGACGCUGAGGAUCAGACCUCUCUGCCACUUCUUCCUACUUCUGUCUCAGAGACUCAUGGAGGUUCAGGUGAGCAUUCUGACCCUCAAGAGGACAGCAAACAGUUUGUGGCUCCUCCUGAACCCAUAGAUGAACGGUCACCCCCUCAGCCGCCGGACUCCUCAGGCUAUGGCCCACAGACCAUCACAGCCGAGCUCACGGACAAACUGACAGCUAACCUAGAUGAAAGGCUGUACAUGGGCCUUCGCAGGACCAAGGACACAGCACCUGAGUGUGUGACAGUGAUGGCCACAUACGCUUCUCCAGACCACAGCCCAGUGUAGCAGGGCUCCAGGUGUCCUCAUCAGCCUCACUCCUGCUGUUACACUUUUCUUUCUGUUUGAUUGGUUCUGCAUUAGUUUCAGCCUGAAAGUCUCUCUACAUACAGUUCGAAUGGUUGUGCUCCAUAACCACACACACUGGGACGUAUCCUUAAAAUCAGUCUAGAAAUAAUUGUGCUUCAGUGUGUCGAAAUACCUCGAUAUGUAACACAUUUAAUUCACUGGAUAAAU
Molecule: messenger RNA, 3270 nt
Organism: Thalassophryne amazonica
Lineage: Eukaryota; Metazoa; Chordata; Actinopteri; Batrachoidiformes; Batrachoididae
Gene: cbarpb
Product: CACN subunit beta associated regulatory protein b
Exons: 11
Coding region: 322-3042 (906 amino acids)
Biological process (GO): negative regulation of calcium ion-dependent exocytosis; negative regulation of voltage-gated calcium channel activity
Cellular component (GO): secretory granule; plasma membrane
Molecular function (GO): transmembrane transporter binding
Source: RefSeq, a predicted model, not a curated record